This is a messenger RNA of Carcharodon carcharias (great white shark), 3719 nucleotides long. RefSeq names its product tumor necrosis factor receptor superfamily member 11B-like. Gene Ontology annotation, molecular function: protein binding. Gene Ontology annotation, biological process: signal transduction. The record is from RefSeq and is a predicted model, not a curated record. The coding region runs from base 380 to 1282 and encodes 300 amino acids. NCBI's taxonomy places the organism in Eukaryota, Metazoa, Chordata, Chondrichthyes, Lamniformes, Lamnidae. The transcript is spliced from 5 exons.
CUGUCGAAGAACUAAUGCUAGUAGCACAUUCAGCAUAGGAGAUCUCAUCCACAGUCUGAGAAACCCUCUAUUGGCUCAGGAUAUCAACAGAGCUCAUCGUGAAGGGUAAUAUCCACUUGGCUUAUUGUAGUUCCCAAAUAAGGAACCUUUACUACAGCAGAAGAUUGUGAUGAGACUGAGAAAGAAAAUAUUAUAGGAUAGGAAAUCGAGAGGGGGAUGAGAAGUAAUGAACUCGGAGGAGGAAGGUUCCGAGGCGCCUCCCCGAAUUGGGGGAAUUCCCACAGCAAUCUCCCAGCCUUUAAACUCUCCGCAGGUCGGGGCAGGAUCCAGCGACGGCUUCAUUGUGCAGCGCAUCAAAGAGUAAAUCCCAGGCAGCCAGAUGGAGUUCAGAAAAGCGUCAUUGCUCAACUUGGUUAUUGCCUUUAUUAUUUAUGCAAGUACAGAGAAAUGCAUAGCAUCAGUACCUACUUUUCAAUAUGAAGACCGAACCUGUAGUCGCUGCCCUCCAGGACAAUAUAUGAAGGUGCCUUGUACGAAAGACCGUGAUACCAUUUGUGCACCCUGCUCAGCAAAUCAUUAUACGCAGUUUUGGAAUUACUUACAAAAAUGUCAAUACUGCAAUAAUUUCUGCAAAGAAGCUCAAUACAUUAAACAUGAAUGUAAUGCGACUCACAACAGAGUGUGCGAAUGCAAAGAUGGAUACUUCUGGAAAUAUGAAUUUUGUAUGAAGCAGAAAGUAUGUCUUCCUGGAUAUGAAGUUAAAACUGCAGGCACUCCAUAUACAGAUAGAGUUUGUGGGAAAUGUGCUCGGGGUUACUUUUCAUCAGUGAGUUCUGCCAUCGCACAAUGUAAGAGACACACAAACUGCACUGAACUGGGCUUAAAGCUGGACAUCCUUGGCACUGUGUGGCAUGAUAAUUUGUGCAGCCCCUGCCAGCCCCAUGGCUCCAGAGAAGGUAUUACAGAGUGUGAACAGGCACUUUUUUACUUUGUGGCACGACAAAAAAUCGAGCAGCGGAAAGUGUUCAGUUUUGGGAAGGCACUCCUCAAUGAGACCAGAAGAAGUGUGUUGGAAACAUGGAAUGACAAGCAGAAGCAUCAGCAGAUUAUGCUUUUCCUGGACAAGUGGAAGAUGCAGCAGAAGGAAACCAUAACCGCAGAAGCCUUGGUUAAAAUUCUGAGGGCUGUCAAACUUAAUAAAGUUGCAAAAAAAGUGUCAAAAAAGUUCCUCAAAGAUAAGGUCACUGCAGUGCAGAAAAAUUGUGCUGUUUCAGUAAGUUAGUGGGCAGAGAUGCUUUGAAAAUAUGAGUGCAGCUCUGAUCUAACUAAUCUUUUUAUAAUUAAAGAAAGCUAGUUAAAACAAAACCCACAGUAUUCAUCGUUUUUCACAACCUUUUCCUGAUUCAUUGCCUUUCAAGCAUUUUUGCGUAAUUAAUUAUCAGUGCGUUCUCAUGCUUUCUACAUGGCAAUGUCUCAGCCAAUCAGAGUUGACUUGCCAACCAACUAACAUCCCUUUCUCCUGGACUAUAAAUUGUUGCGGUAGUUUGAAAUUGGGCAUUCUUGUCUUUGCCUUGAUAAGUGCAAGAUAAAAAAAUCUUCAACAACAUGUCUCUCUUUUCAGUAAUAGCUAAGCUUUUCUUAGCACAUCUGUAUAAGAAUUUAACAGAUUCCACUGUAGUGAUAUUGAAGCAUUCCUUCUUAUAUUCUUCAAAAUGGUACAAUUUAUUUUUGUUUGGUAAUAGAGAACUUGAGUAUUGCUGAAAAAAGAAUUUGAAUUUGAACAAACCUGGGCAGUUAACUAUUUCAUGCUGCAUUCCCUGUGGUAACGCCUCCACCAAUGCCAACCAAUUAGCACUCUCUUCUCGCACAGUAUAAAUUGUUCUCGCCUUAGAGUUGGUAAUUUCUUGUGAGCUACCCUGAAGAGUGCAGGAUUAAAAGCUUUGAUAGCAUGUCUCUUUUUUUCAGCAAUCCACAAUCUGUUUUCAUAGUUUGCAUAAUUGGGCACAAGUUUGUCAAUAGCAUUUCACCAUCUAGAUUUUACUAUAUUAAGGAAUGUUUCUCGAUUUUAUGGUUUUAUUCAGUAUUCACCACACCAAUAGAAAGUGUUUUUAUGCUUUAAAGAUUGUUAGAUGUGCCAUGCUGUCCAAAUCCUGUUGUAUUCAUGAGUGUUGCUUUUUCCAUUUGUAACAAGUGUCCAAUUUACUUUAUUAUUCUGAUGUGCAUAAUCUGUAUAUUUCAAUACAGUUUGUCCAUUCUGUUCACAAAUAACCAGAUGUGUAUUUUUAAUCCUUAUGUACUGUAUAAUUCAACUGAUUUUUUUACUGCUGUUGUGGGAACAGAGUACAGAAGAUAAUAUUGGUACAGAACUAAGAGGAAGGCACAUCUAAAUUUUAGUGGCCAUAUAUUAAAUUGAAACUGGCUACAUGUGUGGAACAUAAAUCCAAGCUAUUGAUAAGGUGCCAAUUUAUAAAACAACUAUAAAUCAUAACCUAAACAUUUGGAUCAAGUGCCGCCAAGAUAGGAAAGAAGCAUUCUGUAGCAAAUAUUUUGAUUUUAAAAACUGGGUUUAGUCAGGAAUUUCUGUGCAAAUCUGGCAUUUUGUUUCUUAAGCAUUGGGACCUCAGGCUCAAUUGGUUAAGGAUUGAGGCUAUUGAUUUAUAGCAAAAGCAGUAGCAGACAAAUCAACCACACUGUAAAUUUGCAACAGGUACAGUUGUGCGGUGAUUAGUAAUUUAGAACAUUAAUGUGUCAACAGAUCAUAAUGAUUGUAUAUCAGAUCACAGCAAUGCUUACUGUAAAAAUGUCAGCCUGCUGACACAAUUACCCAACAAAUUUCUCUCUGAAAAGCUAAGAGCUUUAAGCAAAGAGGGACAAAUUGUAGUAAACGAGCCCACAACAAGAGUAAGUAAUUUAGUCAAAAGUCAAGAAUGUUCUCAGCAUUCCCCCUCCCACAAAUCUCCUUCUGCCAUACAGCAUUCCUUAGCUAAAAGGAUACCGAACCAAACUCCUCCACAAUGCUACUGCAGAGCUGACAUUAUGGAAUGCAAAAGUACUCAGAGUGCCACGCAUCAUUUUCUUUCUGAUGCACCGCCUAGUUUAACUCUGCAUAUCCUACGGCUGGUUAAGAGCGGAAAUCUCAGCAGAGGGAUAAUAUAUAAAGAUGAGAUUUACAUACACUUUUCCUUCAUUUGAAAACUACCUUUUCUAUUUUUCAUUUGUGGGUCCUUAUUUUGGUUAAGGUCUUGUGCAAGUGUAAAAUAAACAAAUUGAAUUAUUUCUAAAGAAACAUAAUUUGCUUGUGCAGAUUAUACUAUUUUCAAUAGGCAACAUAGGAGAUGCCAGAAAUAUAGUGGCCUUCUUCCAUACACUCAGUAAGCAUGUUUCACAAAUUGGGCUCCAUGUUUUUUAAAAGAAAGAGUUAGGUAAUGGAUUCAGGAAGGCUUUAUAUCUGUAAAACUGAGAAACACUCCAGUGGGCUGUGAAAAAUAUGCACUCUAAAGUUCUCAUAUAUAGCCAGCUGUUUGAAUGUUUAAUAAGGAACUGGGCUGAAAGAUAUCUUCUGAUAAUGGUUAAUGGCUGCCUCAGUUAUUUUCGUUUGGAUGUGUUUUGCAUUGAGAAAUCAUUAUGUUAUAAAAUGCAUUAUGUACCACUUUUAGAAACUGCUAAAGUUGCCAGUAUUAUAUGUUAUGAUUUAAAUACAAAUGAUAUUCUUCAAAACA